ACUAGCCCGCGUCACUUCCUGACUCCUGGUCUUGCCCUCAAAGACCUUCCCUUCAUGGGCAGAACUCCUCUACAGUAAGUAUCCAGCAGGUGGCGUUAUUCCAAUCGUUACAAUGUGCAGGAGCCACUCAUUGGCCUAAUCCUACUACUGCUCAGCCCAAGAGUUUUGACCUGCCUUGUUUCCAGUCUUGGUUGAUUUGUUUCUCCUCAGGCAACCAUGCUCCAAAGAAUUCACCAUGUUGUUUCUGGAUAUAGUGUAUUCACUUGAUUAGCAUAGCCCAGUGCAGCUCAGAACUCAGCUCAAAAGGUCUACCAGCUUCAGCUUUCUCAGUAGUUAGGAUUACUACCACUUGGCUACAUGGUUCACUGCUGUUGUCUUGUGAACUGAAAAUUUAUAUCAAUGUGUCUCUAAGGUUUGAACCAGGAAUCUCAAGUCUAGUAAAUUUCCUUUCAGGUCACAUGGAAUUACCAACUGCCUCUGCCCCAAAGUAGCCAUCAGCAAUUCCUAGGGUUGGUAGAGUGCAAGGAAGCACAGGUCCUUUCUUUUUUGCUCUUUCAGAACCUAGCAGCUAAGGCCAACUCCAUUUUUUGUUUUGUUUUUGAACCUAUACAAAGUUAUGACUCCUAAGAGCCAAUCAUUUCAUUUCCAAUUAUUGAGACUCGAUCACUUUUCUUAAAUGAGGCCUAAAUAGAUUCAGGAGUACCAGUGGGCUGCCCAAUCCCCUUUACUUUUAAUUUCUCUCAUCUCCUAGGGGCAGCUAGGUGGUGCAGUGGAUAAAGCACCGGCCCUGGAUUCAGGAGUACCUGAGUUCAAAUCCAGCCUCAGACGCUUGACACUUACUAGCUAUGUGACCCUGGGCAAGUCACUUGACCCUCACCACCCCACAAAAUAAAUAAAUGAAUAAAUAAAUAAAAUAAUUUCUCUCAUCUUCAUUUCUUCCUUUCUCUUUCUAGUGGCACCUCCCUAGUUGAGGCCUUUAUUACCUCGUGCCUGAUCUUUUGCAGCAUUAACAAAAAAUAGUAGCUCACCUUUUUAUAACACUGAGAUUCACCUAAAAUGCCCUUACGACAACCCUAUGAAGUGGCUUGUGCAUGGAUUAUUACCACUGCUUCCCUUUUUACAGGUGAGGAAACAAGUUCUUAAAGGUAACAUACUCUACCUAGAGACACACUCUAGAAUUUAAGGUGAGAUCCAAAAUCAGGUCUCCUGUUUCCUUGUCCAACCUACUUUAACUUCAUAAGUUGUCUUCCUGUCUUAAAGUUCUCCCGUUCAGUCUGCUUUGCAUACUGCUAUUUAUCUUAGCAGUCACCACAGAUCAGUCUUAACCUGUGUACUGAGAGAGGAAGCUCAGAAACAGUAGUAGUGAGGCUACAUAAUAGUUUCAGUUUCUUCCACAAUAAUCUCUAUUGCAAUGUAUAUGGAGACGCUCGUUUUAUUUGGUGUAUUUUCAAAGUCAAGGAAAAGUGGUUAAAAAAAAAAAUUUUUUUUUAAAGAAUCCAUGGCCCCAAGGGACUCCAGGCUUCUCCCCUUCCCUGGACAGCCUGGGGCCAGUCCCGGCUUCAGGUCCACAAGCUGCGGCUAAAUUCCUCUGCUAGUCGCUUUCCCUCUAGCUAUCUUCAGGACUCAGUUUCCCCAUCUGUAGAUGCCAGGGGUGGACCAUCAGACGACAGGACAGCAGCAGUUAGCAGCUGGACAGCUCCAGCAACAAACUCGGACACUGGCCAUAAGUGGAAGUUACCAUGGUGACCGAGUCUCUCCCUGAACCAAGCCCCAGCCCUCGCUGCUUUUCACGUCCCUUCCAAUCCCUGUCCUUCUCCCAGACACCAAGCAGUUCUUACCCUUCUCAGGCUCGGAGGAGCUGCCGCUGGCCAGGACCCUCGCUGAGCCUGCACAGAAGGAAAUCCAAGACUACAUUUCCCAGAGAAGCUAGAGUCCCGGGGCACGGGGACUUGGACUCAAUUUCCCAGAAGAUCUUUCGAUAUUUAGUGGUUCAACGCCCUUACAAUCCUUUGGAAUCUGGGGCGCGAAACCUGCUGAGGCUGCCGGGAAGUAGAGUCCGCGUGGGGCAUUAGCGUAUGCGCAGGCGUCGUUCGGUGUGGGACCUGGCGAUUGGGACUUCUGUGGACCGGCUUCAGUGGAAUGGAGGACUUCCCAUAGCUAAACCUCAUGUGAUCUUCCAGUUGGAGCAAGGCAAAGAGCCGUGGUUGCUUGAUUUGCCAAAGGCUAAAGAAAGAGUGUUGCCAACAGAUUCUUCCUUGGUUUCAGACUGGAUGAGCCUUCAUGAGACCCAGAAGUCAUCUCCAAAGCAGGAUAUUUCAGAAGUAGAAUCAUUAGGAACAUUAAUGGUUCCCAUAAACUCUGCAUGGAGAGGAGUUCAUGUACCUAGUGGCACAAUCAACAGGAAGAAGGAAAACUCUGAAAGGGAAACAGUUUCCCAUGAGAGAGAUUCUAGGCAACUGUUAAUUAUUCCCUCCAAAAAUACCACCCAGGAGCCAGGCCAUGAUUAUAAUCAAUGGGGGGAAACUAUUGACUGCUCAUCUCUUACUGAACAUCAGAGAAGUCAUACUGGAGAGAAUCCCUAUGAAUGUAAUGAAUGUGGGAAAAUCUUUAGCUGGAAAUGCAACCUUACACGACAUCUGCUAACACAUACUGGAAAAAAGCCUUAUAAGUGUAAGGAAUGUGGAAAAUCCUUCCUGUACCAUUCCUACCUUACUUCUCAUAAGCGAAUUCAUACUGGUGAGAAGCCCUACCAAUGUGGCGAAUGUGGGAAAGCCUUUUCUAACCAUUCAUCUCUUACUGCACAUGAACGAAUUCAUACUGGAGAGAAGCCUUAUAAAUGUAAUGAAUGUGGAAAAGCUUUCAGACAUAGAAGUGCCAUUAUGAGACAUCAUAUGAUUCAUAAGAGAGACAGUCCCUAUAAAUGUGGUGAAUGUGGGAAACUAUUCUUAAACCCUUCAUCCCUUAUGGUUCAUGAAAGAAUUCAUACUGGAGAAAAGCCCUAUGAAUGUGAUGAAUGUGGAAAAGCCUUUGCUAGGCAUUCAUCCCUUUCUCUACAUCAGAGGACCCAUACUCAAGAGAAGCCCUAUGGAUGUGAUGAAUGUGGAAAAACCUUCUUUGACUUUUCAUCACUUACUCGACAUCAAAAAACCCAUUCUGGAAAGAAACCCUAUUUAUGCAGUGUGUGUGGGAAAACAUUUUGUAGCAAGGCAUCUAUCAUCCAACAUCAGCGACGUUAUGCCAGAGAGUAACCCUGAGAAUAUGAUGUCUUAGACAAAACUUCAGUUAGGUUUAUCUCCUUGUUAAGUACCGAAGAGUCAAGUUAUCACAAGAUUGGUAUUACCUAAUACGUGCUUUCCCAUAGUCAAUAAUAUUGGCAAUGAUGGUUUUAAAAGGAUAAAAUUCAGUGUUGGAAAGGCUGUGAACAUGCCAUCAAUGGACUCCCUAGGAAAAGAUCUCCAGGGCCAGAUGGGUUUACAAGUGGAUUCUACCAAACAUUUAAAGAACAAUUCAUUCUAAUAUUAUACAAAUUAUUUGGAAAAAAUUGGUGAUGAAGUUCUACCAAAUUCCUUU
Dromiciops gliroides (monito del monte) is the source of this 3570-nucleotide messenger RNA. Its product is annotated as zinc finger protein 184-like. The record is from RefSeq and is a predicted model, not a curated record. Gene Ontology annotation, molecular function: DNA-binding transcription repressor activity, RNA polymerase II-specific. The transcript has 3 exons. Gene Ontology annotation, biological process: regulation of immune system process; regulation of cytokine production; negative regulation of transcription by RNA polymerase II. The coding region runs from base 2076 to 3248 and encodes 390 amino acids. NCBI's taxonomy places the organism in Eukaryota, Metazoa, Chordata, Mammalia, Microbiotheria, Microbiotheriidae.